UCGGCUCUUUUUCCCGUGCUGCACUGCGGGCUUUCUCUUCUUCUUCCGGUUCCAGGCGCUUGGCAGCUCCGGCCUACGGUGCAGGAAUGGCCAAGUCCAAGAACCACACCACGCACAACCAGUCCCGAAAAUGGCACAGAAAUGGCAUCAAGAAACCCCGGUCGCAAAGAUACGAAUCUCUGAAGGGGGUAGAUCCCAAGUUCCUGAGGAAUAUGCGUUUUGCCAAGAAGCACAACAAGAAGGGCUUCAAGAAGAUGCAGGCAAACAAUGCCAAGGCCAUGAGUGCACGCGCUGAGGCUAUCAAGGCCCUCCUCAAGCCCAAGGAGGUCAAGCCCAAGAUCCCAAAGGGUUUGAACCGCAAGCUCACUCGACUUGCCUAUAUCGCCCACCCCAAGCUUGGGAAGCGUAUCCGUGCCCGCAUUGCCAAGGGUCGCAGGCCUUGCCGGCCAAAGGCCCAGGCUCCAACCAAGGCCCAGGAUCCAACCAAGGCCCAGGAUCCAGCCAAGGCCCAGGAUCCAGCCAAGGUCCAGGAUCCAACCAAGGCCCAGGCCCCAGCCCAGGCUCAGGCCCCAGCCAAGGCCCAGGCCCCAGCCCAGGCUCAGGCCCCAGCCAAGGCCCAGGCCCCAGCCAAGGCCCAGGCCCCAGCCAAGGCCAAGGCUCCCAAAGGUGCCCAGGCCCCUGUGAAGGCUCCACAGUAAAAGCCUCUGUCUGUCCAUGUGAGGACAGAAGGACUGGUGUGACCCCUGGGCUGCCAUCUGUGGGGGGCUGGUGUCCUCUUGUACUCUGUACAAAUAAACCUGAGGUAGGAUCUGUUA
Messenger RNA from Chinchilla lanigera (long-tailed chinchilla), 815 nucleotides. RefSeq names its product ribosomal protein L29 (gene Rpl29). NCBI's taxonomy places the organism in Eukaryota, Metazoa, Chordata, Mammalia, Rodentia, Chinchillidae. The record is from RefSeq and is a predicted model, not a curated record. Gene Ontology annotation, biological process: cytoplasmic translation. Gene Ontology annotation, molecular function: structural constituent of ribosome. Bases 87 to 698 code for a protein of 203 amino acids. Gene Ontology annotation, cellular component: ribosome; cytosolic large ribosomal subunit. The transcript has 4 exons.